This is a messenger RNA of Gorilla gorilla gorilla (western lowland gorilla), 3247 nucleotides long. RefSeq names its product transmembrane and coiled-coil domains 4 (gene TMCO4). The transcript is spliced from 18 exons. Lineage: Eukaryota; Metazoa; Chordata; Mammalia; Primates; Hominidae. Bases 553 to 2457 code for a protein of 634 amino acids. The record is from RefSeq and is a predicted model, not a curated record.
GGCCGGGCGGGAGGAGCCGCUCGCCGGUUUUGCCGCCUCGGCCUUCGCCUUCGCCUUCGCAGCCGCUUCCAGACUCUCAAACAGAGAAUUCCAGGAGGGCUUGGGGAGCCUCUGGAGAAAAACCAGGCUCCUCAUGUUACAAGGAGGCCAUGUCUUCUGGUGCCCAUGCCUGAAGUUACAGGAGGGAAGAAUUACUGCUGCUGACUUUUGAGUGGAUUUUACAGCUGGGUAAACUGAGGCUCAGAGAGUGUUGUACAUUAUAAACCGGGGCUGCUGAUGAGGAGUGGGGAACUGGCUCUCUGGAACGUGUGACAGCAGGCAGAAGGGUACCCGGGACAAGAACCUCAGGAGGCUACCAGGAGCUGGGAGCUCCUCCUUCCGUCAGUGACUCCUGAGCCCCAGGGCGCUGCUGGACCAGCCCUGUGUGUCUUAGGUGACCCCAGGGCACCGAGGGCAAUUUGCAUAUUUCUCCGAAGAACCAUCCAGAACCUGAGCAGCCUGUCUUCAGACAGAGAGAGGCCCAUGGCUGUUUCUUGAAAUCUGGGGCUGGGAAUGGCCAUGUGGAACAGGCCAUGCCAGAGGCUGCCUCAGCAGCCUCUGGUAGCUGAGCCCACUGCAGAGGGGGAGCCACACCUGCCCACGGGCCGGGAGCUGACUGAGGCCAACCGCUUCGCCUAUGCUGCCCUCUGUGGCAUCUCCCUGUCCCAGCUAUUUCCUGAACCCGAACACAGCUCCUUCUGCACAGAGUUCAUGGCAGGCCUGGUGAAGUGGCUGGAGUUGUCUGAAGCUGUCUUGCCAACCAUGACUGCUUUUGCGAGCGGCCUGGGAGGUGAAGGAGCAGAUGUGUUUGUUCAAAUUUUACUGAAGGACCCCAUCUUGAAGGACGACCCGACGGUGAUCACUCAGGACCUUCUGAGCUUCUCACUCAAGGAUGGGCACUAUGAUGCCCGGGCCAGAGUCCUCGUUUGCCACAUGACCUCCCUGCUCCAAGUGCCCUUGGAGGAGCUGGAUGUCCUUGAAGAGACGUUCCUGGAGAGCCUGAAGGAAAUCAAAGAGGAGGAAUCUGAAAUGGCCGAGGCAUCCCGGAAGAAGAAAGAAAACCGGAGGAAAUGGAAGCGUUAUCUCCUGAUAGGCCUGGCGACUGUCGGAGGUGGAACGGUGAUCGGUGUGACUGGAGGUCUAGCUGCACCCCUUGUUGCCGCUGGAGCAGCGACGAUUAUUGGCAGCGCCGGGGCAGCGGCUCUGGGCUCAGCAGCCGGCAUAGCCAUCAUGACCUCCCUGUUUGGUGCAGCUGGAGCUGGCCUGACAGGAUACAAGAUGAAGAAGCGAGUGGGAGCCAUUGAAGAGUUCACGUUUCUGCCUCUGACAGAGGGCAGGCAGCUGCACAUCACCAUCGCCGUCACGGGGUGGCUCGCUUCUGGCAAAUACCGCACCUUCAGUGCCCCGUGGGCUGCCCUGGCCCACAGCCGUGAGCAGUACUGCCUGGCCUGGGAAGCCAAGUACCUGAUGGAGCUCGGCAAUGCCCUGGAGACCAUCCUCAGUGGUCUCGCCAACAUGGUGGCCCAGGAGGCCCUAAAGUACACAGUGUUGUCUGGCAUUGUGGCUGCCCUGACCUGGCCAGCCUCACUCCUCAGUGUCGCCAAUGUCAUCGACAACCCCUGGGGGGUGUGUCUCCAUCGAUCAGCAGAGGUUGGCAAGCACCUGGCCCACAUCCUGCUUUCCCGGCAGCAGGGCCGACGACCUGUCACCUUGAUUGGCUUCAGCCUGGGAGCCAGAGUCAUCUACUUCUGUCUGCAGGAGAUGGCUCAGGAGAAAGAUUGCCAAGGAAUCAUCGAGGACGUCAUCCUGCUGGGUGCACCUGUGGAGGGAGAAGCCAAGCAUUGGGAGCCUUUCCGGAAGGUGGUGUCCGGGAGGAUCAUCAACGGCUACUGCAGGGGAGACUGGCUGCUGAGUUUCAUGUACCGCACAUCCUCGGUGCAGCUCCGUGUCGCCGGCCUACAGCCCGUGCUGCUGCAGGACAGGAGGGUGGAGAACGUGGACCUGACCUCUGUGGUCAGCGGCCACCUGGACUAUGCCAAGCAGAUGGAUGCCAUCCUGAAGGCCGUGGGCAUCCGCACCAAGCCAGGCUGGGAUGAGAAGGGGCUCUUGCUGGCCCCAGGCUGCCUGCCCUCCGAGGAGCCUCACCAGGCAGCAGCCGCUGCCUCAUCAGGCGAGACCCCCCACCAGGGUGGGCAAACCCAGGGUCCCACAUCCGGAGACACCUCCAAAUUGGCCAUGUCCACAGACCCCAGCCAAGCCCAGGUGCCGGUAGGGCUGGACCAGUCUGAAGGGGCCUCCCUUCCUGCUGCUGCCAGCCCUGAAAGGCCCCCCAUCUGCAGCCAUGGCAUGGACCCCAACCCACUGGGCUGCCCCGAUUGUGCCUGCAAGACCCAGGGCCCCAGCACGGGGCUGGACUGACCACAGCAGGGGACCUGAGCCGUCUUCCCCAGUCUCCAUAUGCAGCUCUCUCUUAUACCCUCGGGUUCCUCCCAGGAGCUCUGGAGGUGCAGGAUUUCCACAGGCCUCUUUCCUAAAUGGAAGGAAUUGGAACUGAAAGGGAAAGGAAAUGGAAGGAAGGGGAAUUUGGAGGAGAGAACACGCCCACCCUUGGGAAGCUGCCUGUCCCCAGAGGAGCCCCACCAGGGAGCAGCUGCCCCCUCAUCAGAGACCUGCAGAGUCAACCAAGCACAGGUUAGAGUCCCAGGACUGGAAACCAACUGUGGGCUUUCUGUACUUCUCAUAGCUUUGGAGUCUGGCUGUCCAUCAGGAGGUCCCGAGGGCUCUCUGGGGCCUGAGGCUCCCACACCAGCUCUCCCCUGGCCUCAAUAAAACCAGGUGCAUGCCUGUUCUUCCAUCCACACUCCAGGGCUGCGCACCAUCAACUGGCAGCAACAGAGCAGGCGCAGGUACAAAGAAGGCAGCUCACUCCUGCUCUUAGGAGAUCCAAUCAGAUCUGCCCUGUACAGCCAAUGUAGGCUGUGCACUGCACAACUCCAGGGACAUGAGUCACACAGACACAAUGUGAGUGUGCUCCCCCAUCAUGCAACAUCUGGACACAACUAACAGAGCAUGGUGAAUACAUGCUGAAUUGCAUUCAGUAUGGCUGUGAACUAGGCCUGGGGACAAGAAUGAAUUUUACAUGGAAAGAAUUUCCUGUAGCAGGAACAGAGGGGAUAACAACAGCAAUAAAUAAUAAUAAGAAGAAGAA